Coccomyxa subellipsoidea C-169 is the source of this 438-nucleotide messenger RNA. RefSeq lists its product as hypothetical. The record is from RefSeq and is a predicted model, not a curated record. Bases 1 to 438 code for a protein of 145 amino acids. NCBI's taxonomy places the organism in Eukaryota, Viridiplantae, Chlorophyta, Trebouxiophyceae, Coccomyxaceae. The transcript is spliced from 3 exons.
AUGCACGGCCUGGGAGGCAUGCUGCAAACGCUGGGCAGUCGGGCAGAAGACGUAGCAGCAGUGCACACCAUGGCCAUCAUUGAGGAGCAGGCUCCAGGGGCUGAUGCACCGAGCUACACAGUGUUUGACUUCUUGCCAGCCGAUGCCAUGGCGUUGAGGACUACAGCAACGCUCAUGGCUGGUGGCAGCGUGAAAGGGAUUCUGCGAGAGAGGCAGCUCAGACGGCUGCCGCGCAGGCGAUGCUCGCUCAUUGGCGAGGCAACCGUGCCUGAGGCAAUGCAAAUGGCGCGCUGCUUCAAUGAGAUUUGGCCCUGUGAGCUGAAGCUGCUGGUCAACGACUGCCACAGCCACACAGCGGCAUUGGUGCACCAUUUGACCGGCCAGACAAUCACGAUAGAGAAGAUUCUGCCGCUGCAGAGAUACCCGCUGUGGAUGUGA